CUUCCUGACCUGGGACUUGUUUCCAGCUCUCGCGAGACUUGCAGGGGUCGGAGCGCGGGGGCCGGCCGAGAGGAAAGCUGGAGGCCCGGGUGGGGAACAUGUCGGAGUCGGAGCUCGGCAGGAAGUGGGACCGGUGCCUGGCGGAUGCGGUCGUGAAGAUAGGUACUGGUUUUGGAUUAGGAAUUGUUUUCUCACUUACCUUCUUUAAAAGAAGAAUGUGGCCAUUAGCCUUCGGUUCUGGCAUGGGAUUAGGAAUGGCUUAUUCCAACUGUCAGCAUGAUUUCCAGGCUCCAUAUCUUCUACACGGAAAAUAUGUCAAAAACCUGCUCAAACCGUCAGCUGCCUGCAGCCAGCCCAUGUCUGCUGGAGAGAUGGGAGUAGGGGAGCCAUCUCUGCGCCACAGCAAGAGUGAGGUCAUCACAGGGACCAUGCAGGAAGAGGCACAGCUGCGUGGCACUGAAGCCGGCAGCCGGCCUUUUCCACCACUCCCUGGCUCCUCGCUUUCCUGGCACCAGCACUGAUUGUGGGGAGAACUGAAAGGAGCAGAGAGAGAAGCUUCAGGUCUUUUGCUUAAAACAUUUCCAUUGUUCCAAACUGAGUUGUCAGGGAUAAUGGCUCAGGGGUGAUUAUAUGCAUAUUAUGUAUUUAAUGACUG
Nomascus leucogenys (northern white-cheeked gibbon) is the source of this 655-nucleotide messenger RNA. It is a transcript of the gene MICOS10, whose product is annotated as mitochondrial contact site and cristae organizing system subunit 10. Gene Ontology annotation, cellular component: mitochondrion; mitochondrial inner membrane; MICOS complex. Lineage: Eukaryota; Metazoa; Chordata; Mammalia; Primates; Hylobatidae. The record is from RefSeq and is a predicted model, not a curated record.